UGAACUCUACUGCACAAAAGUUGACAAUUGUGGUUGGAAAAAAUAUGGCUGUAUAUGUAUAUAAAAUAACCAAUGACCCUUUGUUUGAAGCUUGAACUUCAAUUUAUGAAAGAAGUAAACCACAAGAAGUAUACGUGAAACUUGAAAAGCCAGAAAGGGUGCGAAUUAAGGAUGUGCCAAUGUGUUCAAGUGUUUUGAUUUUGAUGGUAUGGUGUGAGAAGGGGUGAAAAGCCGUGCUUCAAAAGGCCCAUCCGUAAGUUGUGAAAACAGGGUUAGUACACCGAAGUGGCGAUAUCAGUUGCAGUGGCCCGUGAAUGUAUUGGCCACGGUACGGGUGGUCGGGCUCGCUCUAAUGGUUGGCCAUCAACCUCUUGGAGAUUCAGCAAUGCCUUAGAGAUGUCCAGUGCUGCGGUGGUCAAUUCUGUGAAAAUGCCGAUGUCCCGAACACAAUUGUUCCCCGUAUCUUCUCAUUCAUAUAUUCAGGAAGGCGGCGGCGGAAGCUUGCCACCCCUAAACAAGGGUUCACUCAAAGAACAGAGCCCUCCCGCAGCCUCGACGGCUUCUUCAGCUAAUUCGGCAGGUCUUCCUGAACUCUCAGUAGGUGGUUCUUGUGCUUUACAGUGUAUGCAAUCGCACAUGACUAGAGGAUCACCUUUAACUCAAGUCAAGACUUCUACACUUCCAAUUUCAUUUACGGAAUGCAAACCCAAGACCAUGGUAGCGACACCUGAACAAGUGAUGAAAUUAUACAUGAAUAAGCUCACUCCUUUUGAACAUCACGAAAUAUUCAAUUACCCCCAAAUAUAUUUCAUAGGUGCCAAUGCGAAAAAAAGACCUGGUGUUGUCGGCAACCCAAAUAACAAUGAUUAUGAUAAUGAUCAGGGCUCAUAUAUUCACAUUCCACAUGAUCACGUAGCUUACAGGUAUGAGGUUCUGAAAGUUAUAGGAAAGGGAUCUUUUGGGCAAGUGGUUAAGGCCUAUGAUCACAAAAAUCAUAUGCAUGUGGCCCUCAAAAUGGUUCGCAAUGAAAAGAGAUUUCAUCGACAAGCUCAGGAAGAAGUUCGAAUUUUGGAACAUUUGAGGAAACAGGAUAAGGAAAACACUAUGAAUAUUAUUCACAUGUUAGACUCAUUCACUUUUAGAAAUCACAUGUGCAUUACUUUUGAAUUACUUUCGAUAAACCUAUAUGAACUCAUAAAGAAGAAUAAGUUUCAAGGUUUCAGUUUGCAGCUUGUUCGAAAAUUCAGUCAUUCAUUGCUGCAGUGCUUAGAUGCUCUUAAUAGGAAUAAAAUUAUUCAUUGUGAUAUGAAACCUGAGAAUGUACUACUCAAACAACAGGGGAGAAGCGGGCUGAAGGUGAUAGAUUUUGGUUCUUCAUGCUACGAGCAAAAUCGUGUCUACACUUAUAUACAAUCCAGGUUUUACAGAGCCCCUGAAGUGAUUUUAGGAGCUCGUUAUGGCAUGCCAAUCGACAUGUGGUCUUUGGGUUGUAUUUUAGCAGAACUUCUGACUGGAUUUCCCCUUUUACCAGGCGAAGACGAAGCUGAUCAAUUAGCGUGUAUUAUGGAGCUGCUAGGACUUCCUCCACAACGAUUACUGGACCAAUCUAAACGAGCAAAAAAUUUCAUCAGUUCGAAAGGUAUUCCCCGUUACUGCACCUGUUCAACAUUGCCAGAUGGAACGGUGGUCUUGAGUGGAGGUUUAAGUAGAAGGGGUAAGCCUCGCGGUCCACCAGGUUCUAAGGAUUUGAAACGGGCUCUGAAAGGUUGUGACGAUCCCCUGUUUCUUGAUUUCAUACAACGAUGCUUGGAGUGGGAUCCAGAUGCCAGAAUGACACCCAGUUCGGCCUUGCGACAUGGAUGGCUGAGAAGACGAUUACCUAGACCGCCUAAUGAAAAGGAGCAGAGUAGUGCCGGUGUAGCCAGGUCUACGCCUACAGGUCCUCGUACUCCCAAGUCUAGUGGUGGUAGCACCACCAGCACACUAUUUUCAAAUAAUCGUGUUCAACUUAGCGACGAUAGAUCUUCAACUCUUCAUUCAGGAAAAUUGCCCCCUGUCACGUAGCCAAACGUAAUGCUUCCAUAGUGCCCUCAAUCAGGUUAGAAUUACAUUUAGGAUCAUAUUUAAGUGUGUACAUACAUAUACUCAAUAUACUAGCCGGCAUGUUUUGAACAAGGUUUUGAUAUUUAUAGAUUUUUCUAUAAAUGCUAGCUGAGAGAAUGUGAGGUUUGACAUAUCUUCAAAAGAUAUAUUUAAAAUUAAGUAGGUGCUCUU
Leptinotarsa decemlineata (Colorado potato beetle) is the source of this 2274-nucleotide messenger RNA. RefSeq names its product Dual-specificity tyrosine phosphorylation-regulated kinase 3 (gene Dyrk3). The record is from RefSeq and is a predicted model, not a curated record. NCBI's taxonomy places the organism in Eukaryota, Metazoa, Arthropoda, Insecta, Coleoptera, Chrysomelidae.